Psylliodes chrysocephalus is the source of this 576-nucleotide messenger RNA. NCBI's taxonomy places the organism in Eukaryota, Metazoa, Arthropoda, Insecta, Coleoptera, Chrysomelidae. The record is from the annotation of a GenBank genome assembly.
AUGGAAAGUGAUUCAAGUAAUUGUGAAAGUGUACAAAUGAUAUCUUCUACAAAAAAGAGACCAAAACAAGGACGAUUAACAGAUGUGAAUAAAAAAUUGGAAGUGCAAAGCCAUGAAAUUGGUAAAGAAUGCGAUUGUAAACGUUUGCAGUGCUCCAAAACGAUUCCUGCGGAGGGUAAGCGAGAUUUUAUAAGGAAUUUUAAUCUUUUAGAGUCAACUGAUAAGCAAAACUCAUAUUUAUGUGGACACGUUAGUAUUGACCCAGUCAAAAAUAGACGACCUCGGGUAGAUGAAGAAAAUGCUCGUUUAAGAGAUGUUGUAGCUCUGUAUAAGAUUAGGUAUUUACAUGAAAAUAAGCUUAAUGAAUUAGAAAUUUGUCGAGAUGAGUUUAUAGCAUUACACGGCAUUACAAAACGUCGAAUUGAGUGUUUACUCACAUCUUUAAAAAAUACUGGCAUUUCUCCAAUUGAUAAAAGAGGAAAACACUCAAAAAGGCCAUUAAAACUGUCUGAUGAUACUCGUAAUAAAAUUAAAGAGCAUAUAUCUUCAUUUAAAAGCAGAGGCAGUCAUUUAUAG